UCUCCGCUGCGCGGGUGGAGCCGGGAGAGCAAGCUAACCCAGGAAGGCGCUGGCUGUGGCGCGCACGCGCGCGCACGCACGCACGCACGCUGGGGCUGGCGGGGUGGCAGGCUCGCGCCCGGGCUCGCCCCGCGCCGCGCCACAGGCUCGCUCACUCAGCAGGUUGGGCUGCGGCGGCGGCAGCUGUGGAGCUACAACGCUGCGUGUGAGAGGUCCUAGACGCGGCUGCGGCUCCGGCUCGGCCACCCUCACGGAAGUCUCGGCGCCGGGUGCUGAGAGGGGAACGGCUCUAGCCUUGGGACCCCCGAGCACACCCCUGGCUGCUCCCGACACCGCCCUCCUUCCCUUCCCAGCGCGGGCCUCGGUCGGUGCUAGGCGACUCCGAGGGGAGGCGGCGGCGCCGGCUGCCUGUCUGUGAGAGGAGCCCUGCUCUCCAGCCUUGCCUCGCUGCCGGGCCCUGCAGGGCCGAGAAAGCUCGGCGCCGGCCCUUCCUCUAGCCUCUCCGUCCACCGGUUGGAGCAGCGUCGGUCCGGGAGGUCUCUGGGCUGAGGCGGCGGCAGCUCCUCCGGCUCCAUCAUGUCCGCGGGCGGAGACUUCGGGAAUCCGCUGAGGAAAUUCAAGCUGGUGUUCCUGGGGGAGCAGAGCGGUCUUAGUUGCAGCACGUGGGAUCAUCUAGUUGUGGCGUGCGGGAUGUUUAGUUGCGGCAUGUGGGAUCUAGCUCCCUGACCAGAGAUCGACCCCGGGCCCCCUGCAUUGGGAGUGCAGAGUCUCAACCACUGGACCACCAGUUGGAAAGACAUCACUGAUUACCAGAUUCAUGUAUGACAGUUUUGACAACACCUAUCAGGCAACAAUUGGUAUUGACUUUUUAUCAAAAACAAUGUACUUGGAGGAUCGAACAGUACGAUUGCAAUUAUGGGACACAGCAGGUCAAGAGCGGUUCAGGAGCUUGAUUCCUAGCUACAUUCGUGACUCCACUGUGGCAGUUGUUGUUUAUGAUAUCACAAAUGUUAACUCAUUCCAGCAAACUACAAAAUGGAUUGAUGAUGUCAGAACAGAAAGAGGAAGUGAUGUUAUCAUCAUGUUAGUAGGAAAUAAAACAGAUCUUGCUGACAAGAGGCAAGUGUCAAUUGAGGAAGGAGAGAGGAAAGCCAAAGAGCUGAAUGUUAUGUUUAUUGAAACUAGUGCAAAAGCAGGAUACAAUGUAAAGCAGCUCUUCCGACGUGUUGCAGCAGCUCUGCCUGGGAUGGAAAGCACACAGGACAGAAGCAGAGAAGACAUGAUUGACAUAAAACUGGAAAAGCCUCAGGAGCAACCAGUCAGCGAAGGAGGCUGUUCCUGCUAAUCCCCCAUGCCAUCUUCAACUUUCCUUCAGAAGCUCACUGCUUUGGCCCCCUUACUCUUUCAUUGACUGCGGUGUGAAUAUUGGCUUGAACCUUUUCCCUUCAGUAAUAACGUAUUGCAAUUCAUCAUUGCUGCCUGUCUCGUGGAGAUGAUCUAUUAGCUUCACAAGCACAAAAAAAGUCAGUGUCUUCAUUAUUUAUAUUUUACAAAAAGCCAAACGAUUCCAGCAUAUUCCAGUGAUAACUUUAAAAAUUAAAUACAUUUUCUUAACAUUUUUUUUCCUUUUUAAUGUUAUGAGAAUGUGCUUCAAAAUGAUGGAAAUCUCAACAGUAUAUGGCUUGGUUAAGGAGCAGUUGUUCAUAGCAGCACUUGCCUAACUACUUGGUCUCUCCCUGCUUUACUCACUUCUUUACCACAUAUCCUAUUCCUAUCCUCCCUCCCUCAAAACAAACAGGAGGGGGCAAAGCAGUAGUCACACCAAGCCCAUUGGAAUUAUCCUUCAGUUUUAGUGAUACCACUUGCUCUAGGCCUUGGGCCAAAAUAUCCAAAAUUAUUUUUUGAGCACUGAUAUAAAUUACUUAUACCUUAAUUGAGGUCAGAACUCAACUAUCAUGGUAGGCAGUGCUGAAAUAAGAAAAGGGUUCUGGUGCAUCUUCAGAAUGAGUCCUAAUGAACAUACUGAGUACUUACAAGUAAGUGAACAUAAAAUAUAUUCCUGACCAAAACAAAUGAUCCUUUCACGUGUUAGACUCUGGGAGAGAAAAGUAAAAGAACAGGUUUUAAAUAUUUAAUUCUUCUAAGAGCUAUUUCUCCCAAGAUUUUAAAAUUGUCAAAAUCGAGUUCUUCUGUUUAAAAAACAAAACUAAACGUUUUUUUUUUAAGCAAUAGAUUUCUCGAGUUUUCUUUUUCUUUCUUCCUUUCUUUCUUCUUUCUUCCUUUCUUUCUUUGUUCCUUCCUUCGUUUCUUUCUUCUUUUUUUAAAUGCUAUGCAGGCAAGGCACUGUAGAAAUCAAAUUCCUUUAAGAAGAACCAGUGGAAGAAUUUAAAUUUGGUCAAAACCAGUAGAAAUAACGAUAUCUAAAGCUUACCAACUAGAGAAUCCUCAACAGAAUAGCAAAUACUUUGCCUGGACAUUUGGGGUCAAAUUGAAAAUGGAAACAGUUUUCCUUUAAAGCUCUAGAGGGAGAUCUGAAAAAGCAUACAUAGAAGAGGGAAAGGAGAGAAUAAAAAUAAAACUUAACAUUUUGCAGAUUUAUGCCUUAUUUUUCAGCAUUUUUUUAUGUUGGUUCUCUCAAUCUGGUUUUGCUUUUUAUUAGAUCUGUAUAGUUUGGUUAAUUAACUAGUGAUUUAGUUUUAUAUUUAAGCUAUAAUUAAUCUUUUUUCUUUGGUGAUAUUUAUUUCUUUGCCUUUUUCUAAACUACUUUCAAUUUUUAGAUGUUUUAUUCAGUCUAUUUAGAGCUUCAUCACAAUGGCAAUAUGUAUUUCCCUUAAAACACUGCAAACAAAUAUACUAGGAGUGCACCAUUUUAAUCUUUACUAGUUAUUGUGAGAUUGCUGUGUAAGUUAAUAAACACAUUUGUAAAUACAUUGUUUGCAGGAAGAAAAUUUCUGAGUUACAGCUCAGGAAAAGCCUGCUGAAUUUAUGUUGUAAGCAUUACUUAACACAGUAUAAGAAUGAAACGACAACAAAAAUAUCUUCAUACUUCCUCAUCCCCUCAUUGCGACAAAACCCUUAACUGGGAGAACCUUAUUCCCCUCUCUUUCCUCUUCCUCCUCCACUUCCCGCUUAUUGUCACCUUGUAAUAUUCAGAGAGCACUUGGAUUAUGGGUCUGAAUGGAGAAAUGCUUUCAGAUAAUCAUUAGCCCACAUACCCCAGUAACUUGUACUCAAAGAUGGGAUGGAGUUGUAAAGUGCUUUUAUAAUACAAUAUUAUUGUUAAAGGCAAGGGUUGACUCUUUUGUUCUAUUUUGACAUGGCAUGUCCUGAAAUAAAUAUGAAUUCAAUAUG
Hippopotamus amphibius kiboko is the source of this 3351-nucleotide messenger RNA. It is a transcript of the gene RAB6A, whose product is annotated as RAB6A, member RAS oncogene family. NCBI's taxonomy places the organism in Eukaryota, Metazoa, Chordata, Mammalia, Artiodactyla, Hippopotamidae. The coding region runs from base 818 to 1345 and encodes 175 amino acids. Gene Ontology annotation, molecular function: GTP binding; GTPase activity. The record is from RefSeq and is a predicted model, not a curated record. The transcript is spliced from 9 exons.